AUGGCCUUCUCAGAAAGAUCUUGUCCCGUUUCGGGUACCAUGGGAGCCGUAUGCCCGGUCGGCGCAAACAACUCGGGCAGGCAAAGCAGAUCGAGCAGCCGUACCGGCCCUCGAGGAUGUUCCUUCUCCGGCUUUACGCAGCCUGGUGAUAUCCACACAGCUUUCGAUGUGAGUCCAGAGUCACACCCAGUUCUCUCCAUCUCAGACACGCUGAUGACAGUCCAGAUCCCCCGGGGAGUCGACGCAGAGGAAUGGCUCCGGAUGAGAGAACGGAAGUCAAUCAACCAUGUCCUCUACUCCAAAUACCCCUCCACGCAAGAGAUUGACACCGUCAAGAGCCAGGCCGAGAUGGAUGCCUUCAACGUCAGCGAACAAGAUGUGCUCGCUGUCGCCCUCGGUGCACCAGCCAGACAAGUCAUGCUCAGGGCCCAGGAGAUAGGGCCACAAACUGGCUGGAGAGACGGCUACCUCAGCACAGAGCAUGGCUUCUGCCCACCCGACUACGACGAGGCUGCGGGUGCCUUGGCCCGAUCGCCAGGCCGUGUGUGGUCCGACCUUUGCGAAAGAAUGCCGGGAUGUGUUUCGCGCGGCCGGGUGAGAGAAUCCAUCGCCGCCGCGCCCGUAAUCGAGGGCACAGAAUAUGUCAUCCCUGACCAAGCACUCUGGGCAGCCCUCGUCGCCCUGGGCAUGCUCUGCUCCAUCUACCGCUUCGAGCAGAAGUACGACGGCCACGAUGGGGUGAACGCAACAACAAACCGAACAAAGUUGAAGCUGAACUGCAAGAUGGGCGACCACUUGGGGGAAGAGCUCGUCGGUAUCCCUCUCAGCAUCGCUCUUCCAUACUACCAGGUUUCUCGCCGAAUGGGCAGAACCCUUCCACACCUCACCUUCGUCGACCAGUCUUCAUACAACUUGAAGAUCAAGGACGCAACAUCGAGCUACCCCUACGUCGCUCGCUUCGACAACAUGGAGCUUAGAUGGCCCAUGUUUGGCGAGCGUGCCGAGGUAGCCUUCCUGAAGGGAGUUGCAGAGACUUCCGCCUCCUUUCAACAUGGGCCCGACGCCAUCGCGGCCUGCCAAGAGCACGUCAUGAACCGCAACGUCGAAGGCCUCCUUCACGAAAUGAUUCGGCUGAAGGAGAUCCUCGAACGUAUGCCCAACGCCUUCCAUUCCAUUUCGACGAAUCCCAAUGCGGGCGAGAACUAUGUGCCCGUCCAACAAUGGGUUCGCUGGGCCAAGUUCUCCGCACCUCUUUCGAAGCGGUGUCCGGCGUCGUCAGGCCUGCAAUUCCCUCCGUACCUCGUGAUGGAUGCAUUCUUGGGCAGGAAGAAGUACACAUCCUUCCUUGGAGCCGAGGGCGUCCACCUCCGAGCCUGGCUCCCAUCCAACUUGCGUGCUUUUAUUGCAGCCAUUGAGUAUCACUACCGCAUUCCCGAAUUCGUCCAACAGUCGGGCGACCCACGCCUGAUGGGUGUUCUCGACGGCAUCGUCGAGGCAUACACCGGGGAACGCGGCUUUAUGGGGGUGCACCGCUACAAGGUCUUUGGCAUCCUCGAGGUCGCAGCCAAGACUGGCCGCACUGAGACCAACGGCGCUUCUGGCGCAGCAGACGGCGAACGUCCCUGGGAAGAGACUCAUCGCCAGUUUUCCGAGGCCAUGAAGGAGCGGCUCGAGCCUUACCGGGGCGCUCUGCCUGUCGAGCCCCACCAUAUGCGAGGCACAUUCGAAGAGUGUCGCUACAUCACCCGCGUUGUGAGCAGGUCCUUUGUGGACUCUGACCCUACACGCUCGAUCGCGAUGGUGACUCUCGAUAUCCGCGAGACGGGAAUCACCUUUGCACCCGGGGACCGUCUGGCGGUGAUGCCCCUCAACAGCUGGGAGGAGUGUGCCAAAGUCAUGGCUGCCCUUGGCCUGGAGCGGCAGAUGGAUACCCCGGUAGAAGUUGACGGCACCUGGGCGCGUUUCGAGAUGCAUCUCGGGUCCGUCAGAAGAACAGCGACGCCCAAGUUGACCGUCGGUGACAUCCUGCGACGGGGUCACCUGGCACCCAUCACCAAGGACAUGGCACUCAAGAUCCACAGCAUGCUGCAUGCUUCCUCCAACACCGUCUUGCAAGUUCUCAGCACGGACGAGUGGCCUGUCAGAGGCUCCUUGGGCGACAUGUUGCAGGACGCCGUCACCGAUACGCCGCCUCAGAUCUGGGACAGGGUCUUCAACCUCGACAACCUGGCGUGGUUGGCCGAGCUGGUUCCCCUCGAAGUUCCCCGCACAUACUCCAUCGCAAGCUAUACCGAAGAGCUUCUGCCGGAGACUGUCGACCUCGCCGUGUCGAGAUCAGAGUACAGGCUUUGUUCUACCUUCUCCAGGGGCAAUGAGGUAUCACGCGCCGGCGUCUCGAGCGGAUUUCUCAACCCGCCCAUGGAGAUGGAGGAGAUGGACUCCGACGACGAAAUUCUCAUCGGCGUCUCGCGACCGGCGGCUUUCCACCUCCCUCUCGACCCAAUGGCACCAUGCGCCUUCUUUGCUGGCGGGAGCGGCAUCGCCCCGUUCCGGAGUUUCUGGCAAGCCCGCCUCGCUCGAAGCGGCCUGGCCGGAGGCAAGAACCUUCUGUAUCUCGGCGUCCAGUCGCGGGAGAAGUUCUGCUUCGAGGAGGAGCUACGCCAGUACGUCAAUGCAGAGUUCAUGGAGGUACAUGUUGCUUUCUCCAGGGACUCUCGAGGUCUCGCAUACGAGGGCCGCGACCUUGUUGAGAAACACAUCCCACCUCGCUACAUCGACACGUUGAUCGUCGAACAAGGCGUGGCGGUUUGCGAUCUCGUCAUGUCCAAGAAGCAGGGCGGGCUCGGUGGCUAUCUCUAUGUUUGCGGUUCUGUCUCGGUCUUUGAUUCCGUCAUGAGCGGCAUCCGAAAGGCCAUUUACACGUACAGAACAGCCACGGACAAGGGAGUCGAUCUCAUCAUCAACAAGGCCUUUGCAGAAAGACGGUUCAUGCUGGACGUGUUUAUGACUCCGAAGCCGUUGCCUUGCAACCUGCCAACAAUUCCCAUGUCCGAAUUGGCGCUGCACACCGGCCACCGUCCCGGUUCUCGCAUGUGGAUUGGAGUCCACGGCAGCGUCUACGACGUCACCGACUUCUGUCCUAUGCACCCUGGUGGGACGCUCAUCAUCAAGUCCAACGCCGGUGUUGACUGUUCCAAGUCAUUCGACAACCUCGCCCACACAAACAAUCCCGAGGUUUCCAGUCUCUUGACCAAGUACUUUGUCGGGCACUUGACCCCCAAGCCUGAUUAUGGCAGCGAGGAGAUCUCGACUCUCCACGAUCUGUGGUCGGCAUAUCUCCGAUCUACGGUCGAGACGCUGGUGGCUCACCAGUUCGAGAUGUACGAGAUCAUGGGCGCGUCGCUCGAGACAUCGUCUUCCCACGACCCCGCCGGCAGCAACAACAUUUGGCUCCGCGAGAGCCUGCCUAACAUCAUCGCUGUCCGCACCUUUUACAGUUACCAGAGCCGACUCCUCCAAGGUGGCUUUGCCGCCCUUUUCGGACCCAAGCUACAGGAGCUCGUUCUCAAGCUGUCGUUUGGCGUCGCCAGCGCCAACGGCCCGGCCGCCGACACCAAGCUGCCGGACGUGCUGGGGACGGUGGCGCGGGCGAAGACGAGCGGGGAUGCGGCGAUUUGCACCAAAGAAGUCGCCCUCGUAGGCCAAUUCGUCUGCGACGCCGAUGCGUCCCUGCGCUUCCAAGAGCGCGGCGUCUUCGCCUACGCCGCUCGCAGUGUCGAGCUCGACAUCGCCCUCCUGGAAGACCUCCGCCAGGAGGCCUGCACCGGUAUGGACGCCUUCGACAGCAUCGCACACUCCAUCAAGGAGUCCUCGGACCCCGACGUCGAGAACACGCGCCUCACCGCGCUGUCGACCUUCCUACUCCAGGUUCUCGAACGUAUGGCCCGGCAUCUGGAGGUCUUCUACACCCAGCUGGCCCGAUGCUCCGUCUACCAGCCCAAGCUCGAACAGAACCCGGCUCGGACCCGCUGGGCGCUGGUCCGCCGGCGCAUCGGAGAUGGAAGCCUCUUCGUUCUCGCCACCAAGGCGGAGCUCAAUGCGAGCGCGCUGCUGGAGCGACCGGUAUUGGCACCGUACUACAUGUCGCGCGCGAACCCGAACCAGAACAUCGACUUUGAUCGCGUCAUGGCGCAGGUGCAGGCGAGCCUGCGGGCCGGCAGCCAAGACGCCGCCCCAUUCUCAAACCAUUCCGCGCAUCUGCAGCAGCCUCUGACGCUCAACGCCGUGCACCAGGCCCGAGGCCGCAGCACGGGCGACGUCAGCGCGUUCGUGAGCCACGAGAAUGCGGGCGCGCUAAGAGCCAUGAACAGCUUUGUCGAGAAGAACAGCCGUGCGAUCCGUAGGCUGAGCAAGAUGCCGGCCGCGACAAUGAACUUUGAGGAUAUCCAGAGAGCCGCACUGCUCGAGAUGCCACGGCACAGCGGUCCGCUGUCGCCUCCCGAGAUGGCAGGUGACAUGCUGGGACUGGGCCCAGAGCACACAAUGAAGCUCGUCAGGCACGGCAGCGGUCACGGCAACAGAAUCCUUCCGACGCCGCCGUCGAGCCGCGGCUCAAGCCGUUCGCCAACCAGAUUCAAACACCACUUUGGCACGAGCCAGCAACACGGGAAACCAACUGCGGAGAUGUUGCUCUCUAAGCUUAACAGGCCUCGUGGUGCGUCGCUCUCUCGCGGACCGUUGUCGGCCCAUCACUCGCCUGCCCACUACCCCGUCAUCGGCUCUCACUCUCCGCCGCCGCCGCCCAGCCACCCUACGGUGGACACGCAGUCCGCGCUGAGUUCAAUGAUGAGCCAUCUCAACACCAGGCCGCGCAGCGGCUCCGCCACGAUGUCUGGCGGCAACCAGCACGCGUCGAUGAGCGGCGGCGGCGGCGGCCUGGCGCGCACGAGAUCCGUCAUGAGCGUGGGCAGUGCGGGGCCCGUGGGAGGAAGGGACGGGAGGCCGGGGCAUGUGCCGCGGACAUCGACGAGUUCGUUGCGUGCUCUGAGGCUGAGGAGCGUGACGGAACAGGGCGAGGAAAGGGUCGCGCCAACGUUUUGA
Molecule: messenger RNA, 5100 nt
Organism: Colletotrichum higginsianum IMI 349063
Lineage: Eukaryota; Fungi; Ascomycota; Sordariomycetes; Glomerellales; Glomerellaceae
Product: Cytochrome b5-like Heme/Steroid binding domain-containing protein
Exons: 4
Coding region: 1-5100 (1699 amino acids)
Cellular component (GO): cytosol
Molecular function (GO): heme binding; flavin adenine dinucleotide binding; metal ion binding
Source: RefSeq, a predicted model, not a curated record